GGGGCGGAGAACAGAAACAGCUCUCCCUGUGGGACUCUGGUGGAAAGUAGGGCUGUGUGAGUUGGUCACUGUGGGCAAAUGUGGAAAGAAAAAGAGACGGAAGACAAAAAACAUCGACUGGACCAAAAAGACAUGAAAAGGAUUAACAGAUGAGGAAGAUCGACAAAGCAAGACUUUCAACGAAGCUGAACUGAACCCAGGGAGGAGAGAAAGCAAAAGAAAAGCUACAGAGACUUGUCUGUACAAGAGGAAGGGGUGGGGGGAUGACUGAGCAGGUUUUGGCUUGUACCUCCAACAGUUGAGAGGAAACACUCACUGACGCCUCGCAGUCAGGAAAAUGAAGUGAUUUGAAGAAAGGUGUUAGAAAACAGCUGGACGCUGCUGGGAAAGAUUGCAUAUGAGGCAGCAAACACAGAAAGGACGAAGAAAACUGGAAUCAUAGCGGCCGUGGCGGACAGCGGAUAGAGUGAAGGAGAGGAGAAACAGAAGGAGAGAGGGGCUAACGGAUAAGGAAGGUAUGAGGGGACAGAUCUUGAAGCCCCUCCUCUCUUUGAUGAUCACUGUCCUCCUGCUGGCGAGCCUGCUGACCACUUUCAUCUGGUACACGCUAGAGAACAAUAAUGUACAACCUAAGCGAUCACUUCCUCAAAAAAAAACUGCUCCUCCAACAUCAAAGCCCUCAUGCAAAGACUGCAGAGAAAAAAUAAACAAAGUGUUAGAGCAGUACUCAGAAGUCUGGAAGAAACAAGAUGAGCGUUUCCAAAAGUUCAGGUCGCAGCUGAGCACAAAGUGCCAUGGUGUAGAGAAGGCUACAAUUACCCAGGCAAACACUCCAGUGGGAUCAAAGCUUGUUUAUGAUGGAGAGAAGAAGAGAACCCUUCAGGUGAACCCGGAGAUUUUCAGCACCUUUUUUAAAGGGCAUCCUUUCCCAAAUAAAACAUGGCAUACGUGUGCUGUUGUUGGGAAUGGUGGGAUCCUGGCAAACAGUAGCUGUGGCAAAAUGAUUGAUUCAGCCGAGUUUGUUAUCAGGUGCAAUCUACCUCCUUUGUCAAAUGGCUACGAGAAACAUGUUGGCAUCAAGACGGACCUGGUGACAGCAAAUCCAAGCAUCCUCUUGGAAAAGUUUGGGGCUCUAAUGGGACGUCGACGUAAGUUUGUGGAAAGUCUGCACAGCUAUGGCAACUCCUUGCUGCUUCUUCCUGCGUUCUCCUAUGGCCACAACACUCCUGUGUCUCUGCGAGCUUUUUACACACUUGAGGACUUUGAAAGCCCCGUUCAGCCUAUCUUCUUCAACCCGGGGUACCUCCAUAACCUGGCCCUCUUCUGGCGCUCUCAGGGCCUGAGAACGAUACGGCUCAGCACCGGUAUCAUAAUGACAAGCCUAGCUCUGGAACUCUGUGACAACGUACAGCUGUAUGGAUUCUGGCCCUUCGAUUUUCACCCAUACAGCUUUCAAACUCUGACUAACCACUAUUACGAUGACAGAAAAACCAAAACAAAGUUCCACGCCAUGCCAGAUGAGUUUAGCCACUUGUUGCGGUUGCACAGUCAGGGUGUUCUCAAAUUACACCUUGGAGACUGCAAAGCAGAGCCGAAUUAGAUUCCUCAGGCAAAGAGCCAAGUGCCUUCAGGUGAACCGAACUGUCAAGACUUUCUUUUAAUUAAAAGACUGUAUGGACUAGACUGACUAACUCCACAGACCAGGACCUAUCUGCAACCACAAAACUUGUACUGAGAUCAUAAUGCAACAAAAAGAAGACAAUAACAAGUAUGGAUUUCAUCUUCUUUUAUAACUUUAUUUAUGUUUUGUUCAGGUUGGCGUCUGGAAGAGAUUAUGUAACGUGUGCCUUUGUGAGGCCAUCAUUGUUUAGUGCCUUAUGUUACAUUGUUAGUGAUGGGUUUUGAGUCAGGGUUACUGUGUUUUAAUGGAAACCAAAUACCUCCUUUAGAAGAAAAUUGUCACUAAAAAAAACACCAGCAGACUGAAUGUAAUAGGUUUUUUAAAUACAUUUAACCACUUUGAAAAGGUAAUUUGUUUUAAAUAAGCAACAUGAGUGUGUUGGUACUAAACACUUUUUUUACUAUGGCAGACUUAAGAUGAAAGAUUAUGCCUGUGCUGCCUUAAACAUAAAUAUCAUAAUAGAUAAAAAAUAAAAAAUACAAAUACAAAUACAAAUUGCACAAUUCUUUACAGAAAUUAUAACACUCACCUUAGGUGCUUUUGGAUAUACUUUGAGUCUCUUUUGUUCAGAGUUACAAGUCUAGAAGAAAUAUUAUACUGCCACUUUGAGGCAGGAAAGUGUUGCUGCAAAGGAUGAGUGAAACAAGAAUGAGUGGUUUUGAAUUGUUCAUCUGUUUUUCGGUGCCAUUUUCCUAUGUUGCAGCUCAACGCACCUGCUGUAAUUUCUGAUUGUUCCAAUAAAAUCAAAAACUGGA
Poecilia reticulata (guppy) is the source of this 2436-nucleotide messenger RNA. Its product is annotated as alpha-2,8-sialyltransferase 8F-like. NCBI's taxonomy places the organism in Eukaryota, Metazoa, Chordata, Actinopteri, Cyprinodontiformes, Poeciliidae. The record is from RefSeq and is a predicted model, not a curated record. Gene Ontology annotation, biological process: N-glycan processing; oligosaccharide metabolic process. Gene Ontology annotation, molecular function: alpha-N-acetylneuraminate alpha-2,8-sialyltransferase activity.